This is a messenger RNA of Haemorhous mexicanus (house finch), 4022 nucleotides long. RefSeq names its product heat shock transcription factor 4 (gene HSF4). Gene Ontology annotation, molecular function: sequence-specific DNA binding; DNA-binding transcription factor activity. Gene Ontology annotation, biological process: regulation of DNA-templated transcription. NCBI's taxonomy places the organism in Eukaryota, Metazoa, Chordata, Aves, Passeriformes, Fringillidae. The coding region runs from base 1 to 1533 and encodes 510 amino acids. The record is from RefSeq and is a predicted model, not a curated record. The transcript is spliced from 13 exons.
AUGCAGGAUUCACCCAGCUCUCUGGUGAUGGAUGGAUACUCCAGCAAUGUCCCAGCCUUCCUAACAAAACUCUGGACGCUGGUGGAAGACCCUGAAACGAACCAUCUCAUCUGCUGGAGUUCUAAUGGCACCAGCUUCCAUGUGUUCGACCAAGGCCGCUUUGCCAAGGAGGUGCUGCCCAAGUAUUUCAAGCACAACAACAUGGCCAGCUUCGUCCGGCAGCUGAACAUGUAUGGCUUCAGGAAGGUGGUGAACAUCGAGCAGGGGGGGCUGGUCAAGCCUGAGAGGGACGACACUGAGUUCCAGCACCUCUGCUUCCUGCAGGGCCAUGAGCACCUCCUGGAGCACAUCAAGAGGAAGGUGUCAGUAGUGAAAAGUGAGGAGACCAAGAUGCGCCAGGAGGACCUCAGCAGGUUGCUAUACGAGGUACAGAUUCUGAGAAGUCAGCAGGAGAACAUGGAGUGUCAAGUGCAGGACAUGAAGCAACAAAAUGAAGUUCUUUGGCGGGAAGUUGUAGCUCUGCGGCAGAACCACUCACAGCAACAGAAAGUCAUCAACAAGCUGAUUCAGUUUCUGUUUGGCCAGCUCCAAUCAAGCCCCAGCAGCAGUGGGAUAAAGAGGAAGCUACCUCUGAUGCUUGACAAUGGGAUCUCAGCUCCACCAGUGUCCAAGUUCAGCCGGCAUUUGUCCCCAGAGCCCCUGCAGGAGCCCUAUUUCAUCCAGUCGCCCUCGACAGAGCCUGCCUCUUGCUUAAACAGCCCUGCAAUCGCUGGAGGACCCAUCAUAUCUGAUGUUACUGAAGCAUCACCAUCCAACAUCAUGAAUAUGCAAUCCCCUCCUGAAAAUGACAGGGAGAAGUGCCUCAUGCUGAUCAAGGAGGAGCCAGUGAGCCCUGGAGUGAAAGGCAGCGCGGAGCCCGAGGUGCCCCUGCCCGGCUGCCGCGCCUGCUCCGAGCCCCCGGUGCUGCCCGUGGCCAUGGUCCAGUCUGUCCUGGAGGGCAAAGGCAGCUGUGCUGCAGCCCCACCAGGGGCCUCCCAGGCACCUGAGAGGAGAGGCAGGAGGGCCCUGCUGGACAGAACAGAUAUUUCAGACCCACUGGAGGGCACUGACUGGAGCCUGGAGGGGCUGCAGCUGCUGCUGAGGAGCCAGCAGUACAGCCUGGAGCCUGCCAGCCUCUUGGAUGUCUUUAAUCCCAAUUUAUCUCUGAGUGAAUGGAAUUUGACUGAAAUGGAAGCCAGUCUGCCCCCGAUGCAGCGACUCACAGUGGAUCUGGAGAAGAGUGCAACUGAGCUGCCCCCAAAAGUGUUCAACCCACAAUUCAACAGCAGCUGCCCAGGGAAAGAUGUCAUCCUUGAAAGUGCCCAGCAGUUCCUCCUUGACCGUCAGUCCAUCUUUGGGAACGACCUCAUCAGCUUGCCUGAAAAUUCAUCGCUUUAUGUUCCUUCUGAAAAUAUAGCUUCCUACAUGUCCUCUGGGGAUGUCCAAGGGGAUAUCCCUCUAAACCUGAGUUCUUCCAUGGACAACAGCCAGUGAUGUAGCUCCCAAGAAACAAAACCUCCCUCCCACCCAUCCAAGCAUCCACAGGUUUGAAUGUGAAGAAACAAAACUGACUCAGAAACCCGAAAGAAAGUUUCUUUUUUGUGUCCUUUUUUUUUUUUUUUUUUGAGUAGGUGGAAAUGGUCAGUAGCUGUUGCAUUACCCUCCGUGCACCUGGAUUUUAGUGUUUUUUAAAACAAAACUACUUCUGGUGCUUGCUCUGAGGGGGAGUGAGAACUUGCCAGGAUUUUUUUUCCUUGAAAAUGCUUUAGAAGUUUCAAAUCUUUUACUAAAACUCAAGUGAAGAGUAGCUUGAAAGUCCAUCUGAGACUUCAUAAAAUAGUGAUCCUGACUAGUGCCUGCAAUGGCAGACUGUUGGAUUUUACUGGGGCAGCACAGAUUAGCUAAGAUGCCUGACCCUUGUUGAUGCUGGUUAUUGAAUAGGAAAAUAGUUCUACAUGCCAGUCCAAUGCUCUAAAAAGAUUUUUUAACCAUUUUCUGGGUUUGAUGGGAUGCACCUGUUCCUCCUAAGGUGAGUAGGAAGAAGAUCUCUUGGGGCCUGUAAAAGCUUGUUUUCUGAGUGACCCCACCAAGAAUGUGCCUCUGGCUCUUAGGGGAGCUACAGACCAUCACAGGCUACAAAUCAUCCCAUGCUGAGUUGAGAGCUUUUGUUAUUUGGAAUUUGUUUUGCCCCAAAUUUAUUUUCUCUUAUAUAUAGGCAGGGCACUCCAUACUUGAAAAAUAGAAAAGGGAUAGACUUUUCUGCACGCAUAAUUUUCCAUGUGCAGAGAGGGCUGAAGGAGUGCACUCUGGGUUUUGGUGCUGGCUAAGUAUUUCAUGUCCAGUCCAAUGGGUUUUUUCCCUUGGCUUUGACUGGUUCUAUUUGCCCAAGAUGUGCCUGUUGGUUUAUUGAUGUGUAAGAUCUGACUAAACAGUUUAAUUCAUUGGAUCCCCUUUUUAGACGGACUCUCAGCUGCUCAGUGUAGGAGAGAGGCAGAAUGGUUAGUCCACCAUGUCCCACAGACUUUUCUUCUGUCCUUUGUGCAUCUGAGACCAGCCUCUAAGGCUGAGCUAACCUUCCCCAUCCAUGUGGUUUCUGACAACUGAGUUUCUCAACAAAGCAGAGCUUUGUUUUUUAUGCUGUAGUUCUAAUGAGAACGUAUUAUUUAUCUCAGUACCUUCUACCUGAGUUGCUUUUCCUUAGGAAGGUUACCCAAAUGCAGUAGGACAGACCCAGGAAAUUCAAUUAACUCAGGCCUUCUAAGGGCUUAGACAGGGAGGUUUAAACUGUGCCAGUAUCAUCUGAAGAAAUGCUUUGCCUGCCUUCAUUGCCAUGACAAUUCUUGGUGAUGAACCACAUUUCUGAGCCUUGUGGUCAAGCAGCAUCCACCCCAAAGUGUAGCUAACCACUCAGACAAGUGCAGGCUCAGAAGCUCCUCAAUAAGAUGAGCAUUUUUAAAAUGGACCUUCCUGUCACAGCCCUUUCCUCCAUCCAUUUAUCACUAUGUGAACAAAUGUGUUAGUUCAGAAACAUUCACUCUUGAGCACAUUUUUGCCCAGCUGACUGCUGUGCUGGGAGCUCUGUCACUGCCUUGGUGGUGUGGUCUGUGCAGGAGCGAGGUUGUGAGAGCUCCUGAAUUAAUCCCGGCCACUGUUUUUCUGUUCAGGACUAAGGGAAAAUUCCAGCAGCCCCCACUGGCCUGGUAUUUAGAUGAUGUGCUUGAGUGUAUCCUGGACAAGGUUUUUCUUUUUGACAGAUUUGUGCUUAGAAAUUUCACCUAGAUCAGCCCAUUUCCACCCUAUUUUGCCCUUUCCAGCGAUGGAAAGUCGUUGAGUUGCACUCUGUUUACUUAUUUUCUCAUAGGUAAUUGAAAACUGCCUGGUGUCUCCUGACACCGACAGUGCAGGUUCAAGAUUUACACCCUUCUCUGAGCUUCCACAUGCCAGGCUGCUGUCCUGUUAACACUGAAUGUAUUGAUGCAACAAGGUAUUUAAGCACAUGCUUAACUUCAAGCUCCUGAGUAGUUUUUCUGUGUUUCUAUGGAGCCUGUCACAUGCUUGAGGCUGGGCAUAGCUGAUGUCAGACUGGAUUGUCUGGUUGGGGUUGAGAAAUGAGCCCCUGGGGAGGGGUGCCCGUGGGCACAGCCAGGUGCAGCUGGGCCCUGGCUCUGUCUCAGGCUGUGUCCUACAGGGCAGGCUCCAGCCUGUGCUCGUGGGGAGCAGCCUCUCAGGAGGGUUCCAGGGCUUUUCUUUAGGCUUUUUGCUCUACUGUAAAAACAUGAGAUUGGAGCUUGAUGGUGAGAGAGGAACCUCCAGGAAGAGCACUCGGGAGCCAUUCCUGUGCAGAAGGAAGCUUGUGUUCCUCAGCUUUUUACAUUGUUAAUUUUACUUGAAGGUGAUGUGCUGAGACUGCGUUUUUGCACUAUGCUGUACAUUUGUAAAGUUUUACAGAAGACACUAAUUAAACGUUUCCUUUUUCUCAUUUA